AUGACCGAGGCAUCUGAGAAUGUCUGCGUGGUGCGAGUCCGUGCGCAAGUGAUGUGUCGCGACGAAGGCACGGGAGGAUGGGUGGCGUUGAGUGGUGGCGGCUUGGCGGAUGUCAUGGUGGGCCGCCGCUCUGGACACUUUGUUACUGGUAUUAGCGACGCGCCUAGCGAGAGUAGUAGCGACACAACUGCUGGACCCGCACCAAUGCUACCCUACGAGUAUUACAUACAUGGGAAACGAAUUAGCGAUAAUACGGUCGUCCUCGAAUGCACAAUACAAAAGGACUUUCAGUACCACAAAGUAAUGCCUACUUUCCACCACUGGCUUACUGAGGAGAAAAGAUUCGGUCUCACAUUUCAAACAGCAGCGGACGCACGGGCCUUCGACAAGGGAGUGCGGACGGCGCUCGAGGAGUUACUAGACGGUUUGGGCGGCUCGUGGCCAUCACACUAUUCUUACAAACAACGCCAUCUAGAGCGGAAAGAAGAUGACGAAGAAAAUAAUAUCUUUGAAUGUCUCAAUCUGCCCACGGACUCACGGUCAAGUUCAGAGAACUCCACAGCUAGCCGUGUAAGGAGAAAUGGUGAUUCGCAGACUCCUAUUCUGUCGGCUAUCACGUUGCCCACAAGGCAUCCAUUGUCAGAAUCUCUGAAACAAUACGAAACGCAAUUCGCUGAAAAAUCUAUCGAAGAAGAAUCCGAACGCUGCCCUUAUGUACAACUGUCUGCUGUCCACGAAUACACUUAUCCCCAAGUCGGUGCUGGUGGCAUCAUUAGUUCUGAGAAGUCUUCACCGAAUACAAAGCCGACGCUUUUAAAGAGAGAUUCAGGUUCUAUAAAGAAAUGUACAUACAGCGGACCACCACCACUGCCCGAUAAGAAACCGACUGAGACUUUUCAAGCUAGACUAAAAUGCAGGCAUUGUCACGAGUGGUAUUUGGAGAGUGCGAACAGGAACGGGGCUUGCGAGUAUGCGCCGGAUUGCUUCAAGAGUUGCAUAGAUCACGUCAGCUGUAUACAAUGCGCGCAGUGCAUGUUGUACCACUGUAUGUCGGAUUCCGAAGGCGACUUUGCAAUGCACCCAUGUGCCUGCACAGCGCCGGACGAGAACUGCGCUAAACGAUGGAUAGGUAUUACGUUACUAAGUCUCGUAGUACCAUGUCUCUGGUGUUACCUGCCUCUACGCUGUGUGCACAAAGCAGCCAGAUCAGCAAGAAUAGCUGGCGGUCCCCACGCCCCUAUGAGAAAAUAG
This is a messenger RNA of Leptosia nina, 1251 nucleotides long. NCBI's taxonomy places the organism in Eukaryota, Metazoa, Arthropoda, Insecta, Lepidoptera, Pieridae. The record is from the annotation of a GenBank genome assembly.